CGCCCGCGGAGGGACGAUGCGCGAGUACAAAGUGGUGGUGCUGGGCUCGGGCGGGGUGGGCAAAUCCGCCCUGACCGUGCAGUUCGUUACCGGCACCUUCAUCGAGAAAUACGACCCCACCAUCGAAGACUUCUACCGCAAGGAGAUCGAGGUGGACUCGUCGCCGUCGGUGCUGGAGAUCCUGGACACGGCGGGCACCGAGCAGUUCGCGUCCAUGCGGGACCUGUACAUCAAGAACGGCCAGGGCUUCAUCCUCGUCUACAGCCUGGUCAACCAGCAGAGCUUCCAGGACAUCAAGCCCAUGCGGGACCAGAUCAUCCGCGUGAAGCGGUAUGAGAAAGUGCCAGUCAUCUUGGUUGGAAACAAAGUGGACCUGGAGAGUGAGAGAGAAGUAUCCUCUAAUGAAGGCCGAGCCCUUGCCGAAGAGUGGGGCUGUCCCUUUAUGGAGACUUCUGCUAAGAGUAAAACAAUGGUGGACGAACUCUUUGCAGAAAUCGUGAGGCAGAUGAACUAUGCUGCUCAGCCUGACAAAGAUGAUCCAUGCUGUUCUGCCUGUAACAUACAAUAGCAUCCAAAUGUGGCUGUCCUGGAAGGACUUGUCCAAUAUCAUAGGCGAGAGACUUCGCCUACCACAUUGCAGAGUUGGCAGGAUAUGUGUUGUGAAACUACAGUGCACUGCAGCCCUUAUUCAGAAAUGAGCAGUGAUUGUCCGUUGAUGUCUUUGAGUAUGGUUCAGUAACUACAGUUUUCACCAUUGUCCUCAGCCUCCUUUGUGCAUCUGCAACUUGAAGGCAUAGCCCAUCGAUCUACAGGGUGAUCUCAUUUGAAAGCGAUGAUGGCAUUGUCGCUGAGUUGACAGAAGCAACUAUUGUAUAAAUUCAAGUGAAUCAUGAGGGAGAAACCAGAAAAAUUCCUAUGACCACUUACAAUUAAAUAUUUUGUCUUCUUUACAAAAAAGUAACUAAAGGAAGAAUAUUUUCCUACGAGAGUACUGAAUUUCAGGAAUUAGGAUAGAGCUCCUAACCAGUGUAUUCCGUCAAGUAACAGCUGGCCUGCCAACAGCAUUGCAAGAAGAAUCUGCACAGCUGACACAUUUCUGUUUUUCAGAAUUGAUGCUUAAUUGUAGAUGUUAUCCUAAUUUGUGACCUAGAACUAACUCACACAUCAAUCCCGAUAGAGCAAAAGUCAGAACAAAGUUGUGUGAAAAUACAAUCUGGCUUUGGAAUUUGUUCAGUCACCUGCUUUGCCACAGAAAAUGGAGGCUCUCACAAGGGUUUGACCAGAAUUAAAAUCCCAAACCCACCCUCUAUUAACCAAGCAGGGAUGGUCUUUAUUUUCUGAACAAGAAGGAAGCAACUGAGAUGGAGAGAGAUUGCCUAGCCUUACUAACAAGAAGCAUUCUAGUAGCUUAACUAGUACCAUCGUGUAAGGAAAAUGAAGCCAUGUUGCAGCCACAUGUUCCCGUUUGCAGAAACCUCAUAGGACAGUACAAAUAUCUGGCAUUUUUACGUUUGUUAAAGCAGCAAAUUCCUUCUCGCCUUUAAGGGCUAUGGUGUGAUGUGACCCUUGGCAAACCUGCUUUGGAAAUCCAGUUUGCUGUAGCAGAGCUUUACUGCAGGCCUUUAAACAAUUGAAUAACUAUGUGAAAUAAUUUGGGCUUAAAAGUAGAACUUAAAUUAUAGUGUGGAAGGUGAGGGACAAAAAGCCUUUUAUCUUUAAUUUUCCUGUUGAAUUAUAUAAAGGUUUUCUUACAAUUCUGCCCUGAUUACUGAAGUGGCAAGUAAAGCUGGAGUGAAUAUUUUGUUUUGAAAAGGUGCUCAAGCUCUGACAUUUUUGGUUUUGAUAGCCGUGAAGUAUUUAUCAUUUGCAUGAGUAAUGGCACAGGAAAAAGCUAUUCAGAAGUUUUACAGUCAGAUGUAGAAAGGUUUUCACCUCACUUCAGAGUUAGAAAUGCUGAAGAGAUGAUCUUGAGCCCAACCUCUGGAGAGAAAUUUGGCCUUCAGAACUGCAAUAUCACUGAGCCUGUGAUAUACUUAGCGCCCAGAUUUUCUUGGUUCCACAGUCUUGUGCAAGUAACCUCUGGUCUUAUGUGUGUAACUGAGAGAAGAGUGUGUGUCUGUGUGUGCAUGUGUGUUUAUUGUUCCUAAGAAUUUGGCACAAGUCAGAGAUAAUUGCCUAUACUGAGAAUCUAUACUGCAGAAUAUAGUGUAUCAGAAACACUUUUUCUUUGAAAUUAUUUAAGGAUCUUUUCUACAUCAUAGAAAUCAUUGGUGGCCCCCAAGUGUUUAGUAACUGGCAUCAUGCUCAAGGGUAGAAGAAGGAUCAAUAGUAUUUUUCAUAGAUGAGAAAACUGAAGAAAUAAUGUGAGUAAAACUAGACGAUGUUAGAGAAUCUUUGAAUUGUGAAUAUUUACAUUCUUCAGUAUAAAUUUUUUUAUAAUCUUCAACUACAAAGCACCUUGUUUAUAGGACAAAAAAGUUUUAACCAAUUUUCUUCAGGCAAAUUUCACCGUGUAAAAGUUGAUUUGACCCAAACAGUUGGAAUAAUCAAGGAUUCAAGAAGUACAUGAAGUAGAAAUAUUUGUUAGUAAAUUGGUUGAGUUUUGAAGCUUUUAACUUCUAAUAAUGACUCUGUGUUUUAGAAUUCCCAUAAUACCAAUUUAUGACAACUAAGAUUGUGUAUUAGAAACAGCUAUACAGAUUCCACAGUUUUAUAUCAUGAUUGCUAUGCAGAUGCGAAAAAUAGGUGACAUACUGUGAAAGGUCUGGCAAAAUGAGGUGGAAAAGAUUAUCACAUUUGGAGUUUUGGCUAGAAAUGUUUGUCAGACAGUAAGGUGGGCUUUUACUGUGAAGAUGUUGCUGAGAACUGAUGCCCUAGGUGUGUAGUGCUUCCCAGAAUGGGAGGCCCUCUUGCCUCCCACUGUGGUCGGAAUCCAAAUCACCGUAAGUAAAUGUGCUUGCCGAGAUGGGAAUAAAAAGCUCAAGAGCAGGAAGACUCCACUUGUUGGCACAUGAGAGGAAAGUUGGUGACUUGGGUCACUGCUUAUGUUAUGCCCUGAUCAGACUAGCAACUAGAUAAGUGAAAGUUUUCCUAACAUGCCUUAAAAAUA
Messenger RNA from Fukomys damarensis (Damara mole-rat), 3109 nucleotides. RefSeq names its product RAP2A, member of RAS oncogene family (gene Rap2a). Bases 17 to 568 code for a protein of 183 amino acids. Gene Ontology annotation, molecular function: GTP binding; GTPase activity; GDP binding. Gene Ontology annotation, cellular component: plasma membrane. The transcript is spliced from 2 exons. Gene Ontology annotation, biological process: negative regulation of cell migration; Rap protein signal transduction. The record is from RefSeq and is a predicted model, not a curated record. NCBI's taxonomy places the organism in Eukaryota, Metazoa, Chordata, Mammalia, Rodentia, Bathyergidae.